GCCGGCGCUUGGGACCGACGACCAGACUUGGCAGCACCUCCUCCAACUCGUCGUCUCCUAUUCAACUUGUUUUUUGUAUGAAGAGUGCCGUACACAUCGCGUGCACGACCGAAAUGGUCGCGUGCGAUACGGCUGCGCGGGAUCUUGUGUCAAAAAGCAAAUAGCAACGGCGAUGGCAGGCGCGAUCUCGAUCCUCAAGUCCGCGAGUCUCUUGCUCGUCGGCGCCUUCCUCGCUAGGUACAAGGCCAUUGUGCUCGCUGCAGCCAACGUCGACCCGAUCUUCUUCGUCCCGCUCUUCGUCGUGCUCGUUGUCGUCGGCCUCGUCCAGAGCCUCCCGGUGGCCGUGCACGCGAUGCGAGAUGCGUACAAGCCCGUGCCUCUCCGGCGGUCGGUCGUGCGCCUCGCACCCUACCGCAUCGUGUAGCGCUCCGAUAACGCAAAAUGUAUUUAUUCCGUCCACCAUCACAUUGGCUCAUGUCGAUGUGAACGCUGUCGUUUCAGCAUUUCGUCAGAGUGGACUUGUGUCCUAUCGAAGUGCAAAUAUAAACUUAUCGUAAUACAUAUAUUUGUUUGACGACA
Molecule: messenger RNA, 579 nt
Organism: Saprolegnia diclina VS20
Lineage: Eukaryota; Oomycota; Saprolegniomycetes; Saprolegniales; Saprolegniaceae
Exons: 2
Coding region: 173-424 (83 amino acids)
Source: RefSeq, a predicted model, not a curated record